AUGGCGCCCGCGCUUCCGGGAUGCGUGGCGCCGCCCCUCGUGCGCACGCGCGGCUUCCUCGCUAACGGCCACAUCAUCCUUCGAUGGGAUGAGGCGGCUGAAGAACUGCCUGUUCUCCGGUGCGCUCCCGUCGCCCGGCCAGAACCGCGGGAGAGGAAGCCCUCGUCGGUUGACAGCGCCGUCAUGCCAGGGCCGAAUCCCAGUGGUACAAGCGUGGGGGCCUCGGGUCGCUCCCCCAGCAAAGCGGUAGCCCCGAGAGCCGCAGGAUCCACCGUCCGGCAGAGGAAAAGUGCUAGUUGUGGAACAAGGAGUGCAGGUCGAACAACAUCUGCAGGCACUGGGGGGAUGUGGAGAUUCUAUACAGAGGAUUCUCCUGGCCUCAAAGUUGGUCCUGUUCCAGUUCUCGUAAUGAGUCUUCUCUUUAUUGCAUCUGUAUUUAUGUUGCAUAUCUGGGGCAAAUACACACGUUCAUAGAUUUGGCUAGUCCCAUCAGCCGACUGGAAAGCUGCAAUUUGGACCAAAAGUAUGGUGGAUUUUCAAGUUUCUUUCCCCUUAAAAGAACAUAAU
Molecule: messenger RNA, 567 nt
Organism: Euleptes europaea (tarantolino)
Lineage: Eukaryota; Metazoa; Chordata; Lepidosauria; Squamata; Sphaerodactylidae
Gene: SEC61B
Product: SEC61 translocon subunit beta
Exons: 5
Coding region: 1-474 (157 amino acids)
Biological process (GO): intracellular protein transport
Cellular component (GO): Sec61 translocon complex
Source: RefSeq, a predicted model, not a curated record